AGUAGUGACUUGAUGUGUAUGUGUGUGUGUGCGUGUGAAACUAGGUCGACUCUAUAUAAUUUUUUAUACAUGUGAAUAUAUAAGAUUGCUCAUUACAAUAUCUGCAUUGAUUUUAUUUUAAGCAAUCAUCUGAUUAUCAAUAACCAGGGCUGACAUCAGGUUAUAUUUACUACUGAAUUGGCCCUACCAACGACAAUCUAAGUGUAUGUUCUUCCAAGUUGAAAAUAUCAUUAAAUAGUAGAUUUAAAAAGAUAUAUACCAAGACUAUUAUAAAGCAAUUAUUAUGUUAAGGCCCUAUACAAAGCUUCUGUAUAUUCAGUUUUAUUGUACAAAGUACUUGAUGUAUAUACUUUUCACACUUCAAUCGUGUAAUCGUGUAAAAGUCUAAGGUAUACAAAGUAUUAUUAUUUUUGUUUGUAUCAUAAAAGAUAUGUAUAUAUAUAUACAAGUAUAUAUAUCGCAAAACCUGCUCGAUUAUCUCCUCAUAUUGCAUUUGUAUAAUAUAUGCGUUGUGCGCCUAAAAUGUGUAAUUGCUGUAGUUGUUCCGGCUGAAAACAUUCUUAAGAAUACAAACUCUUUGGUAUGUUAGAGUAAAAGGGAAACAGCGAUUUCAUCACGGUAUGACGUAAGAAUCAAUGUCAAGAGCGUACAAAUAGGUGAAGGUAAACAGGCGAGUAACUUUUCUCUCUUCUCGAGAUGUGCCUGACGCGAUCGCUUCCACAGUAUCGAUCUCGUUCGAAGUUGGCCCGGAGAUAAAAGUGUGGAUUAACGUGUGAUAUGCGCGCAUUGAGUACUCAGUGAAUUAUACGAAUUAAAAAAUUGAACGAAUAAAAUAGACCAAUCUUUUCAGCGUACAUUGUGAAUUAUUAUUUGUUUACAUGUAAAAGUGACUCCAAAAUAUUUAUUCACACAUUAUUGCUAAUUCAUAUUGUCGAGAGAUAUUUAUGCUGUCAAAAAAUAUAGUAAUUCCUGGCUGUGUGAAAGAAAAUGUCGCGUAUCUCGUGUCCCGAGGUCCUGGCGGAAGCGGCGGGCGUGAAGAUCGUGACAUCCUCACCCGAGGAAGACGCCGAUGCGCUUGCAUCGGGAAAGAUAAUACUCAGAAUGCGAAGAAUAAAUGAAGCAUCCGAUCAUUCUCUCGGUUUUCACUUGACGAAAUCGAGAUGGGAUCCAUUUCCGUGGAUCACCUAUGUCGAAAACGGCAGUCUCGCUCAUUCGACUGGGUUGAGAACUGGGGAUUGCCUCUUGAGCGUGGACGGUAUCGACUUGGUAGGUUUAAGAGUAGCAGACGUCGCUACGUUGAUUCGCAGGGAAGACGACAAUGACUGUAUCAUUAUUACCGUCUGGAGAUGUCCGCCUCAGGAAGAAGCACAAGACGAUGUCGGACUAGCCUUAAAAGGCCCACUUCCGGAUGUAGCAAAGAAUCUCGUGUCUGCAUUGUCAGGAAUGGUCCGCGUCCUGGAGUGCCCGAUCUGUUUGCAAACUGCUGCGCCGUCCGUCUCGCAAUGCGUUCAUGGUCACAUCCUGUGCGUGACCUGCAGACCGAAGAUGACGCGUUGUCCCAUCUGCAGAGUCCAGCUCGCCCAGGGACGGUGUCUUCUCGCGGACAAUUUGCACCGGGUGCUCCGCGAAACCUACUUCGACGCGAACAAUAGUCAGAUGACAGAGAAAAGCGUCGCAUCUGUUCGCCGCAACUUAUGCGAUCAAUUGUUCAGUUGUAAAAACAAGAAGCAAGAGGAAACGUUGGUUGUGAUGAAUAGUCGCAGCAUAUCGAAGCCUAAGCAGUUCUUACUAACCAGGUUGCUGCUGGGAAGCAAGGAGAAGGCCGCUUCCGCGGAUAAUCUGACGAGAUUGUCGGAGAUUGGGAAAGAAGCCGCAGCCGAUUCCCACAGAACAGGACAACUUGUCGACAACUUGCUGCGACUGUCUAUUGUCGAUCGUGCUAAAUCAGCAAGUACCGGCGAGUUGUCACGGGACAAUCUCAGAGAUCAACGCAUCGAUUCGACAAUGUCGUCGUUACAAAUCGCCGGAUCGAGCCGAGAAUCAUACGUCAGACCCACAGCUAGCCAGCAGUCGUUGAGUUCGCUGCAAAUGCCGAUCUUCGGCGGCUCCACGGACUCCGUGUCCUACACACCGCUGCUCUGCCCUCGUUUACAGUUGUGUAACGAGACAGUGAACCAACACUCACUACUAGAGCAUAUCAAGAACCACCAGAUACCGCAGGUUCAUUUCUACUCCAGAACUGCGACGAUUCCGUUACCGAUUCCUUUCGGCCGCGACGUCUUCUAUAUCCUUCAUCACGAUGGCUAUAUGUUCUUCUUCCAGUGCACAGAAGGAGCUGCAUGGAUGACUACUACGAUGCCAUGCACGAACAACGAAAUUGAAUGGACACUGCAUGGACGGAACGAUAGAGAAUCUGAAGUAUAUUUUCGACGAUAUGCCGCGUAUUUGGAAAUUCCUAUGACACUGUCUCCCCAUCACAUCGUUCCGUUGCCGAAAUCAUUAUCACUGAAAACUUUGAAUAUAUGUAUAAUGAAUCAACGUGCUCAUAAUAAUUUCUACGUGUGAGAAGAGAAUGAACGGAGAGAGUGACUAUGCCGUCCUGGUUAAACUUAUCUUUAUAAGUAAGGUGCGCACUCCAUAAGGAUUUAAUGUGAAAAAAUGUAUCAUGAAACAUCAUUUAUUUUUUGUUAAGAAAUAUAAUACUAUAGAUUAACAAGUGACGUAAUCAAUAAGGGCUCUAUAGUAUCACAUUGACUGGUACUUAUAAAAUCUAAUGUAUAAUGUUGCGAUCGGUUUUACUCAAACCUAUUGUUCUAUCAAGAGAGAAGUUAUUGAAUAAUAUGACAAAACUGACACAAAAUUUAGCAUUGAUAAACGAUUUAAUAUCAAUACAAUUUUUUAUUUUAUCUUCUCUUGUGCAGGAGUAUCAAUUCACACACUAUUAAUAAAAGAAACAUGCAAACUAUAAUAAAAUAGAGAACUACGAUAUUUCUAAAAUACGAGUUUUUAUGUUAACGCAAAAACGGUUAAAACUUAUAAAUUGAGUCAUUAACUUAAACAAGUAGUAAAAAUCUGAAAAAAAAAACUUUCUAGUCAAGCCAUCAGUUAAAAUCAUCUUUGUGAAUAAAAUAUGUAUUGAAGUACUCAAUAAGAAUCUAUUGUGAGAAAAUGUAA
This is a messenger RNA of Odontomachus brunneus, 3174 nucleotides long. RefSeq lists its product as uncharacterized. Gene Ontology annotation, biological process: multicellular organism development; proteasome-mediated ubiquitin-dependent protein catabolic process. Lineage: Eukaryota; Metazoa; Arthropoda; Insecta; Hymenoptera; Formicidae. Gene Ontology annotation, molecular function: ubiquitin conjugating enzyme binding; ubiquitin protein ligase activity. The coding region runs from base 988 to 2565 and encodes 525 amino acids. The transcript has 5 exons. Gene Ontology annotation, cellular component: cytoplasm. The record is from RefSeq and is a predicted model, not a curated record.